AGCUGUACAACAAAAACAUCAGUAGAUUUAGAUUUAGUAAAAGCUGUUAUUUUUAGAGCUCAAUUUAAUCAAAUGUCACAAUUAUGUUAAUCAUUUAGUUGAACACUAAAGGAAAAAUUAUUUGUCAAGUCCAAAAACACACAGUUAACAAUGUCGUGUUAUUAUCGUCAACAUGAAGACACAACGGUGACAAUUCCAAAAUAUGUUGUGGAAAGCUCAGCAGGGAUCACGUAUUAUGACAUCAAGGUUCGCGUUGGAACCGUGGAAUGGUUCGUAGAGCGACGCUAUCGCGAUUUUGCUCAGCUCCACGAUAAGCUCGUAGAGGAGAUAUCGAUCAGCAAAAAGCUGUUGCCACCAAAGAAGCUUGUGGGCAAUAAGCAGCCCGCAUUUUUAGAGCAGCGUCGCGAACAAUUGGAAACGUAUUUGCAAGAGCUACUCAUCUAUUUUCGAAAUGAGCUGCCACGUUUGCUUGCUGAAUUCUUGGAUUUCAACAAGUAUGACAUUAUAUAUCUGCUGCAAGAUCUUGCUAAGCUGUUUUACGAGAGUGGCGAUGCCCUACUGAGUGCCAAAAAGGAGUACAGCUUAUCGGCCCUGGAGGUAUAUGCCAUCAGUGAGCGUCUUGCCCUACCCUGUCCGCCCAGCAGUGAGCAAGGAGGCAAAUUUGACUUUUCGCAUGUGCUGGACUUUAGCACACAGCUCGCAGCCCUGGUAGUGACGCCUGUAAAAGAUAAUGCUAGCUUUGCGCAGGACUACAACACGGUAGAUGUGCCGAUUGGACGCAGCAAUAUCAUUCCAAAUCGCUUGAGCUUCAACUUGAAUGCAUUCCGAAAUCUUAAAACUCUUAAGUUUUCAGCGCUCUCCACAGAGAACAUUGUCGAUAUAGAGCUUUUAAAGCCGACGCUGCAAACAAUUUGUGUGCAUAAUACCACGAUAACGCACAUCAAUCAGGUCCUGCUUUGCGACAAUGUACACAAGGACUGCAAUGUGCCCAGCCUUCUGCCGGAGGCAGCAGCCAAUGGCGACGAUGCGGUGCUCAGCACAGAUGCGUGGAGCGAGCUGUGCGAACUGGAUCUGACGGGCAAUCUGCUUACCCAAAUUGAUGGCAGCGUACGAACUGCACCCAAGCUGCGUCGCCUUAUCCUGGAACAGAAUCGCAUUCGCACCGUACAGAAUCUGGCGGAGCUGCCACGCCUGCAGCUACUUUCGCUGUCGGGCAAUUUGAUAGCUGAGUGUAUAGACUGGCACCUGAGCAUGGGUAAUCUUGUGACCUUAAAUCUGGCACAGAACAAGAUUAAGGCGUUGAGCGGACUGCGUAAGCUGCUCUCCCUGGUCAAUUUGGAUUUGAGCUGCAAUCUUAUCGAACAACUAGAUGAAGUUGAUUUUGUUGCCAAUCUGCCACUCCUAGAGACGCUGAGACUCACUGGUAAUCCUCUGGCAGGCAGUGUCGACUAUCGCCCACGUGUUUUGGCGCGUUUCCAUGAGCGUGCUGCUGAAAUCUCGCUGGACAACGAACCAGGCACACAACAGGAACUGGACACAGCGCUUGUACUGUCAGCGCUGCUGAAAUCCAAGCUGCGACAACAACAAAAAUGACCAAGAUCCACAGCAGCAACAAUCACACAGUUCCAAUAUUCUAAAAAUCUCUCAGUAACAAUAGUAUUCGACAGAUAUCAACAAUUUUUGUACAGUUGGUUUAGUCACAGGGCGAGUCUAUUAGAGGAUUGCUACAAAUAUUCAUUAUAUAUUUGGUUAGCUUAUCAGUAUGUAAAUUGUACAUUUUCGAAAUUUAGGCCUUGAUAAAAAACUACAAUUUUUGAUGAGGAGUCUAAACAAAGAGAAUUACAAUUCUUCUGUAAACGGUCUUAAGCAAUUGAUACAAUAAUUGUUUGCAUUAAUAGACGCAAACUGUGGUUACCAUUAUAUUUUUAUUUUAUGUUUUAUGUGUAUUACAAGUGGACAAUUACAGUUGUAUGUUUAAUAA
Messenger RNA from Drosophila montana, 1981 nucleotides. Its product is annotated as nischarin. Bases 151 to 1593 code for a protein of 480 amino acids. Gene Ontology annotation, cellular component: cytoplasm. The record is from RefSeq and is a predicted model, not a curated record. NCBI's taxonomy places the organism in Eukaryota, Metazoa, Arthropoda, Insecta, Diptera, Drosophilidae. The transcript has 5 exons. Gene Ontology annotation, molecular function: integrin binding; phosphatidylinositol binding.